UGGGUCAGUAGCAAGUUCUGUGCACCGUCGACUCAAGUUGGGCCUGAUAUUGGGCCCGAGUAAUAUUAAUAAAGCCUCCAUUUUUAAAUAAGUCACCGAUUUUUGGGAGAAAAUUGGUUGUACGCCUAAGCUGACCACCGUCUAGCCUCAAAAUUGCGGCAGUUUGCCUCCAAUACGUGCCUGUUGGCCGAUUAAUUGAAAUUGGUGUUUGAUGGUCCAAACUGUAGCCAAAAUCCAAACUCAAAACCAAUUUCGGUGGUCCAAACUGUAGCCAAAAUCCAAACUCAAAACCAAUUUUGGUGAGUUCGCUGUACAUUGCCACGGAAUCUGAUCUUUACCUUCUUCCGAUUGAAAAACCAUUCUCUUUCGAUCAUGGAUUUAUCCGAAGUUGUCAGUUUUUCUAGGAAAUUUACCGUCUUGGUCAAAGUCCAAGGCCCUGAUCCAAAAGGAUUGAAGAUGAGGAAACAUGCUUUUCAUCAAUACGAUUCUGGCAAUACAACACUUUCAGCUUCUGGGAUGUUGUUUCCAAAAAAUAUGUUAAAUGGCGAGGUUGCAGCUAGUAAGCUUAUGUCUGAAGCUGGUCAGGACAUGUCGCUGGUUUUGACUGUUGCAUCUCUUGUAGAACCAUUCUUAACGUUGGGGCAUAGAGCUAGUAUCUCUCAGGAUCCGGUGAAAUUGAUCACUGGUGCUCGAAUUGAGAUUCUGGUGGAGGAUCAGUUAAACUCGGCCAAAGAAGAUCCUUUUUGGGUUCCUGCACAACUUCUUUCGCUGGUUGAUGUCCCUGUAUCUUCUGCUAUACUCCAAUCUCUUAUUGAAACUUCUUUGGGUUCAAAAGAUUCUGGAUGGGAUGUUGGUUGGUCGUUGGUCUCUGCUGGUAAUGGUUCUCAACCUUCAAGCAAUAUUGAACAUCACAGCAAGCCCUUGAUGCAACUUGAUGAGUCACAUGAUGCUAAGUUUAUGGCCAAGUCUGCCACUCGAAUGGCUCUUCUAGGAGUCUCUUUAAGUUUAUUGGGCCAGCCAAACAUAAAUCUCGCUACCUCAAUUAGCAAGGGUGAUACACUUAUAACACUUGGCUCUCCUUUUGGAAUCCUUUCACCCGUACACUUUUUUAAUAGUGUAUCAACUGGCUCCAUUGCGAACUGCUAUCCUUCUAGAUCACUAAAGAAGUCACUGAUGAUAGCUGAUGUUCGAUGUCUCCCUGGAAUGGAAGGGGCUCCGGUGUUUGAUAAGAAUGGGCACUUAAUUGGUGUUUUGAUUAGACCAAUUAGGCAAAAGAAUAGUGGCGUUGAAAUUCAGCAGCUGGUGGUUCCAUGGGGAGCAAUCACAAAUGCUUGCAACCACUUGCUGCUUGAGGAACCAUCUGAUGAAAGGAAAGCAAGUCAUUGGGGGAGUGAAGUCUUAAGUAUUAAACCAAAUGCUAGUAUGCCUGCACAAGUGGCUGUUGAGAAAGCGGCGAAAUCAAUUUGCCUUAUUACUGUCAACGAUGGUGUCUGGGCAUCCGGUGUUAUUCUUAACGAACAUGGUCUCAUACUAACAAAUGCGCACCUGCUUGAGCCGUGGAGGUUUGGAAAAGGUGGUGUAUAUGGUGAAGACAACGACAAAGAUCAAAAACCCUAUGUCUUAGUGUCCAAGGAGUUUUCUUCCACAAGAAGUAGAUUUUGGGAACAUGAGAGUCAAACAUUGCCACGGAAAACUCCAGCAAAACUUUAUCCGUUUAUCGGAAAAAACGUCAAGAAAUACAAACACAAAUUCGUUCAGUUUGGGAAUAGGGACAUACGUGUACGACUGUAUCACCAAGAUUCGUGGACUUGGUGUCCUGCUAAAGUGGUCUAUAUUUGCAAGGAACAAUUGGAUGUUGCCUUACUGCAGCUAGAACAUGUCCCUGGAAAGCUCCAACCUAUUCGUGCCAACUUUUCUUCUCCUGCGUUGGGUACAUCAGCACAUGUUGUUGGACAUGGACUCUUCGGACCAAGAUGUGGGCUUUCUCCUUCUAUUUGUUCUGGAGUUGUAGCAAAAGUAGUUCACGCAAAGAUAAAAUUAUACACGCAAUCUACUUCGCAAAAAGCCAUAGAGCUCCCCGCUAUGAUCGAAACAACAGCUGCCGUGCAUCCUGGUGGUAGUGGUGGUGCUGUUGUCAAUUCAAGUGGCCAUAUGAUUGGACUUGUUACUAGCAACGCAAGACACGGAGCAGGGACGGUAAUACCGCAUCUCAACUUCAAUAUCCCAUGUGCAGUUUUGGCACCAAUCUUUAAGUUUGCAGAAGAUAUGCAAAACAUUGAAAUCCUUCAAACACUUGAUCAACCAAAUGAAGAACUCUCAUCGAUAUGGGCAUUGAUGUCAUCACUGUCACCAAAACCUAACCCUAAGACUGAUCAGUCUCUACCCAAUCUACCUAAGUUACUCAAAGAUGUUAACAACAAACAAAAGAAAGGAUCUCAGUUUGCCAAGUUCAUAGCAGAGACUGAGGACAUGUUUAUAAAGCCGACCAAACUUUCCUGUGACGUGAUCCCUAGCAAGUUAUGAUAAAAUGGCUUUCUCUGCAGAGUUUUUGUCUUCAUUAUCUCCAUUUGCUUGAGUACCAACUUUAACUUGUGUAGAGAAAUUAUAAUGUGUUGUUUUUGUUUAUGGAUUCCUCUGCUUGUACCAUAUUUAAACACUUACCAUACGCAACUGUUUAUCAAUCUUCAUACUGCAAUUAUGUUGGCCUUUCCUAGCUUUAUUGGCUCUCAGUCUCCUUAGCUUGUAAACUGCUCGAUGAUUCUUGGAUUGCAUUAGAAAAUUUUGUCGAAGAACUGAAGUGCAAACCCAUACACAUGAGUUGAUUUUUCUCCUAU
Messenger RNA from Eutrema salsugineum, 2834 nucleotides. RefSeq names its product glyoxysomal processing protease, glyoxysomal. Gene Ontology annotation, biological process: protein processing. NCBI's taxonomy places the organism in Eukaryota, Viridiplantae, Streptophyta, Magnoliopsida, Brassicales, Brassicaceae. Gene Ontology annotation, molecular function: serine-type endopeptidase activity. Bases 373 to 2523 code for a protein of 716 amino acids. The transcript has 14 exons. Gene Ontology annotation, cellular component: peroxisome. The record is from RefSeq and is a predicted model, not a curated record.